CACCGCAAUCGAUCGUUGCCGAAUAUAUCCAAAUUAAUUAAAAAUGGCCGACGACGGCCAAAAUUUUGGAAUUUUGCAAGAUUUACAGGUUCAUUUGCGAACUGCGAGAGUACCGCUUGAAAAUCUGUCCACACUGGUACAAGAAGGGGAUGAGCAGAAAGAGCAGCAUUGUCUGUUGGAUGCACAAAGUCAACAGCUCGUGGAGCGUUUCCUCAGUGAAAAUGUAAAGGUGGAAGGUCAAGGUCAGGCUGUGGUACACAGCCAGCUGUACAUUGCUUGUUUCUGGGGCAUAAGAGAUGUAGUGGAUCACCUACUGCGGAAUGGAGUUGAUCCUAACAGAGCCAACAACAUCACAAAAUGGACACCUCUUCAUGCAGCAACCUUCCAAGAACAUGGACCUAUUGUUAUGAUGUUGCUAGAGUAUGGUGCAAGACCAGAUAGUCCCGACUAUGAAGGGAGAACGCCGAUAGACUUUGCGUCCGCUUCUGACAAGAUCUGGCCCCAUUUUGCAGCCAUGGGCGUGAAACGUGUUUCCAGGGCGGAGCUAGUGGAGAAGAGAGUGCUCAGACCAACAUCUAGUCAUUCAGUGGGUCGGCGAAUUCGACCAUUCAGUCAGGGAAUAGAAAUGGCCUCCUUUGACCGUACUGAGUCUAAGUAUGAGCAUAACAGUGACCCCUUCAUCCACGCUGCAGUUACGGGGGACGUGUUAGCAGACCAGGAACAAGGGGAGACUACUUCUACCAAUGCAAGUUCCAGUCAACAACCACGGUUCUCUAUCUGGAGAUGAGACUGUAUAGGAAGAGUUGUGACUAGAAGCUGAAGAAAAGGGUCGCUGGGGAUCAAGGAACAUUCCAUCUGAUGGAGAUUUCACCUGGUGGAAAAUGUUUUGACUUGUCGUUCGGAUGGAUUCAGUUGACCUUUGGUUACAUGUUUAUGGCCAAUAUUGACUGUAAUUGCCUUGCAUGAGUAUGGGAGCAGUGGGAUGUAUUAGCUGUGGAACUGUACAUUGAUCUAUGCUGGGCGACAGAUAUGGAGUGUAUUUGCGUAAACUCUUAUUUCUAGUACACUUUUUUUUUAGUAAAUUUAAAAUUCAAUGCAUGAUUAAACUCAAAUUUUAUACUGAAUACUCCUUUUUCAAACAAAUUGGGUAAAGAUAAGUCAAUGUUCAUGUUUAACCCUUUCCCUCUCAGAAGCAAAGUGAAAAUGGCUAUGUUCAAACAGCAUAAAACCAGAACAGCCUGCGAGUAGCUCCCUGUCUGUUCAGGUUUUAUGCUGUUUGAUGCUCAUCAGUUUCUAAGAGUUGGAAUAGAAGCUUCUAAAACUUAAAUCUAGUAAAAAAAGGUCUUUAAUUAAAUUUAACCUGCCAAGGGACUACAAAUGCAUCAAAAUAAGUAUCUAAGUGGUAUAGGGUCAAGUUGUAGUACUAGUAAUUCAGCAAAAUAUAAAUUUGACUGUGGCAAAAUCCUUAGCUUCUGCAUAAAUGUAAGUAUAGCUUUUGGGAUUGUAUCAAAAUUGUUGAUUCCCAGGAUGUGAAAGCAUUUGAUGUUUGAGUGAUUUACACAUACAUUUUAAGUUAACAUUAAUCAUUCUUUGGUAUUGGCAAUCACAGUGUCACUGUUCUCUUGUGAAUGAGAAUAUCCCUUGGUUGUUAAAUUUUCAUUUGGUCAUUUUGCAGGUUUUAGAACUUUUGUUGUGUUUGUCAUAAGCAGCAUGAAAAUGUGUUGGCUUGUGGGUGGGUCAAAGAUUGUGACAAAAAAUAAGAAGUUUUUAUUGAUAUGAUGAUUAAUUAAUUAUACAAAAUGUAUCAGUUGUUUUUUAUGGAGCAAAAAUGUGACUGUUUGCAUGGUCUUCAUUGUAUCAUAUAAAAUUAUCAUGCUUUUGGUGAAUGUGUUAAAUGAAUAAGAUGCAGUUAUUAUAUCAGUAUAAAAGCACUUGAUCCUGAGAGAAGUAUGAGAUAAUGUUAUAUUUCAAUGCACCAGGAUUUAUGUUUUGGUGAUGCAAAAAUUAUGUUUCUGCCAUAUGCAGCCAGGGUAGUUCCUGACCAGCCUGCGCAUGUGUCUAGACUUUAAUGCUGACAAAGUAGCUUCUGACUGGACUGGGUGACUGUGCAGGCUGGUCUGGAACUACCCUGGCCUCAUGUUGCAUAAGACCCAUUUUUACCUAAAGCGAGUUUUAUAUGUUCUGUUAUUGAUGACCCUACUUUACUUUGCAGCAUGUUUCCUUAUUAUAUGAAGUUUUGCAAUUGUGAUUUUUAUCAUCGUUUUUAUACGCCCGUAUAAAAUACGGGACGUAUUAUGUGAAACCCCUUGGCGGCGGGCGGGCGGCGGGCGGCGGGCGGAAGGCAUCACUUUGUCCGGACUCUAAUUCAAAUUGUAUUCAUCCGAUCUUCACCAAACUUGGUCAGCAGUUGCAUCUAGUUGAUAUCUAGGCCAAGUUCGAAUAUGGGUCAUGCCGGGUCAAAAACUAGGUCAUAGGGUCAAUAAGUGCAUUUUCAAAGGGGCCACUUUGUCCGGACUCUAUUUCAAAUUGUAUUCAUCCGAUCUUCACCAAACUUGGUCAGCAGUUGCAUCUAGUUGAUAUAUAGGCCAAGUUCGAAUAUGGGUCAUGCCGGGUCAAAAACUAGGUCAUAGGGUCAAUUAGUGCAUUUUCAACGGCGCCACUUUGUCCGGACUCUAAUUCAAAUUGUAUUCAUCCGAUCUUCACCAAACUUGGUCAGAAGUUGUAUCUAGACAAUAUCUAGGUCAAGUUCGAAUAUGGGUCAUGCUGGGUCAAAAACUAGGUCACAGGGUCACUUAGUGCAUUUCAAGCAUUUAGCAUGGUGUCCACUCUCUAAUUGAAGUAGUUUUCAUCCAAUCUUCACCAAACUUGGUCAGAAGUUGUAUCUAGACAGUAUUUAGGUCAAGUUGGAAUAUGGGUCAUUCCAGGUCAAAAACUAGGUCACAGGGUCACUUAAACCAUUUCAAGCAUUUAGCAAGUGCUCUCUAAUUGAAGUAGUUUUCAUCCGAUCUUCACCAACUUUGGUCAGAAGUUGUAUCUAGACAAUAUCUACAUGUAGGUCAAGUUCAAAUAUGGGUCUUGCCAGGUUAAAAACUAGGUCACGAGGUCCCGUAGUGCAUUUCAAGCAUUUAGCAUGGUGUCUGCUCUCUAAUUGAAGUAGUUUUCAUCAGAUCUUCACCAACUUUGGUCAGAAGUUGUGUCUAGAUGAUAUGUAGGUCAAGUUCAAAUAUGGGUCAUGGUAAAGUUAUCAAGUUGUCCAAAGUCUUAAAACGGGCGUAUCUUGUGACAGUUUGGCACUCUUGUUUAAAAUAACAAAAUGUAUGCCCAAUUUUCAAAUGAUCAUUUCCGUAAUUAUUUUUGUUUGUAUUGACAUCAUAAACAACAAUAUUGUCACGUAAUCAUUCAUAGUUCAUGGACAACACAUAGUUACUAGCAAUGUUCAUUACUCUUAAAUUACUGGUGUGUAACCUAUCAUUCGAUAUCUCGUCAUGCGCGUAUUGCCAAGAUGACGAGUUUUGCAUUAACUACCAUUUUCUCGUGCCGCGCAUGGGACAAGUCCGUCCCUCACUAUUAAUGUUAAUUUCUCUGCAUAAUGUAGGAUAAAAUAUUCAACAACACCAUAUAUCAGUUUCUAGUCCAAUUUAAUGUCUGACUUAACUAAUAUUUCAGUUAUACAAAUACGCUGUGAUUGCUACAUGAUUGUGUCUUUUUAUGUCCCCCACUAUAGUAGUGGGGGACAUAUUGUUUUUGCCCUGUCUGUUGGUCUGUUGGUCUGUCUGUUGGUCUGUCUGUUGGUCUGUCUGUUUGCACCAACUUUAACAUUUUGCAAUAACUUUUGCUAUAUUGAAGAUAGCAACUUCAUAUUUGGCAUGCAUGUGUACCUCAUGAAGCUGCACAUUUUGAGUGGUGAAAGGUCAAGGUGAAGGUCAUCCUUCAAGGUCAGAGGUCAAAUAUAUGUGGCCAAAAUCGCUCAUUUUAUGAAUACUUUUGCAAUAUUGAAGAUAGCAACUUGAUAUUUGGCAUGCAUGUGUAUCUCAUGGAGCUGCACAUUUUGAGUGGUGAAAGGUCAAGGUCAUCCUUCAAGGUCAGAGGUCAAAUAUAUGUGGCCCAAAUUGCUUAUUUUAUAAAUACUUUUGCAAUAUUGAAGAUAGCAACUUGAUAUUUGGCAUGCAUGUGCAUCUCAUGGAGCUGCACAUUUUGAGUGGUGAAAGGUCAAGGUCAAGGUCAUCCUUCAAGGUCAGAGGUCAAAUAUAUGUGGCCCAAAUCGCUUAUUUUAUGAAUUCUUUUGCAAUAUUGAAGAUAGCAACUUGAUAUUUGGCAUGCAUGUGUAUCUCAUAGAGCUGCACAUUUUGAGAAGUGAAAGGUCAAGGUCAUCCUUCACAAGGUCAAGGUCAUCCUACAAGGUCAAACGUCAUAUAGGGGGACAUUGUGUUUCACAAACACAUCUUGUUUCCAUCUGUACACCUCUAGGUCUAAACGCUAACUGAACUAUUUCCCUUUAACAUUUGCCCCAUGAAACUCAGUUAUGAAUCCCAUUGGUCAGUCUUCUAAAUGAGCUGAUUGGCUAGAUUACCAUUGGUCAGUCAAUGCGUUGCUUGACCAAUACAAACAUACCCGGCCUUGUGUCAACUAUACUAUUCUUGAAUCUCUCCCUCAUCGAUAAGCUUAUUUGAACAUAUGUGCACUUUGUGACUGUCAUGUUUACUGGCCCUUUUGAUAAAAUUUUCAAUAUUUCUUACAUGAGGUAAACCCACAUAUUCCACCUACAAUUUCUAACCAUAAUGUGACAAUAUACAUCUCUGUAACUACAACAUGAAGAAAGGUCCCCUUGGCGUAUAAGGCUAUGGUGUCAACCUAGCAAUCAUGAGGUCAUGGGUUUCAAUAGCGGAGCUUUCUUUAGAUCUCUCCCAUAGACAUCAAUAACCAGCUCUAGUCCCAGAAACCGACUAGAGAAAAUUACAAUAAGCCUUAGGCUUUCGAUGCAAUCAAGCUAGAAUAAAUAAAAUGUUUAAACUAACUGCAACUACAGAAUAGUUUUAAUUGUUAGUAAGUUUUUUAUCAGCCCACUACUUGGUUUCAUCAAAUGUGUCUUGUUCUGACAAAACUGGGCAUAAUGCAUGUGCGUAAUGUGCCGUCCCAGAUUAGCCUGUGCAGUCCGCAUAGGCUAAUCAGGGACGACACUUUUCGCUUAAACUUGAUUUUCGGUAAGAAGGGACUUCCUGUUAGUAAUUUUUUUAUCAGCCCACUACUUGGUUUCAUCAAAUGUGUCUUGUUCUGACAAAACUGGGCAUAAUGCAUGUGCGUAAUGUGCCGUCCCAGAUUAGCCUGUGCAUCCCGCACAGGCUUAUCAGGGACGACACUUUCCGCUUAAACUUGAUUUUCGGUAAGAAGGGACUUCCUUUAAACUAAAAAUACCAUAAAAGCGGAAAGUGUCGUCCCUGAUUAGCCUGUGGGGACUGCGGACUGCACAGGCUAAUCUGGGACGGCACUUUACGCACAAGCAUUAAGCCCAGUUUUCUCAGAACAAGACACAAAUCACGAUCCUGGGCUUAUAACUGGCCACACCCAGGGGGUAAUAUUGGUAUUAUUCACUUGAAUAGCAAAAAAAAUUAUAAUUAUUUUUCCUUUGAAACCACAAGACCUUAAAGUUUAGUAUUUGUUUUUUUUAACAAUAUAUUCUGGUUCUCUACGAACUUUGUUUAAAAAAUGCUUUAUGGUGUAAAAACUGGCCAUGUUGCAUGGUCCAAUUUUCAAUUAUUACAACCUGCGUCAUUUUUCUACAUGCGGCGUUGUGGGGUAUUGAGCACAGUUAAAUGUCCGUGUUUGUGCUUAAAGUUAUGUGCCUGAGAAAAACAAAAUAAUUUAUUAAUAGUAAUUUAUGUGUACAGCAUGUUUUGCACUGUCCUUAUUUUGUUUAUGCUUUUCAUAACAUGACAGUUCAUGUAUUUGUUAUCCGUAUAUUGUUGUAUGAAUUGUUGUUAAAUGCAAUAAUAAAACUGAGAUUCA
Dreissena polymorpha is the source of this 6003-nucleotide messenger RNA. Its product is annotated as ankyrin repeat and SOCS box protein 11-like. The transcript has 9 exons. The record is from RefSeq and is a predicted model, not a curated record. NCBI's taxonomy places the organism in Eukaryota, Metazoa, Mollusca, Bivalvia, Myida, Dreissenidae. Gene Ontology annotation, molecular function: protein binding. Bases 44 to 787 code for a protein of 247 amino acids.